This is a messenger RNA of Melanotaenia boesemani (Boeseman's rainbowfish), 4135 nucleotides long. It is a transcript of the gene gga3a, whose product is annotated as golgi associated, gamma adaptin ear containing, ARF binding protein 3a. The transcript has 17 exons. The coding region runs from base 29 to 2272 and encodes 747 amino acids. NCBI's taxonomy places the organism in Eukaryota, Metazoa, Chordata, Actinopteri, Atheriniformes, Melanotaeniidae. Gene Ontology annotation, biological process: intracellular protein transport; vesicle-mediated transport. Gene Ontology annotation, molecular function: ubiquitin binding; phosphatidylinositol binding; small GTPase binding. Gene Ontology annotation, cellular component: trans-Golgi network. The record is from RefSeq and is a predicted model, not a curated record.
CGCGUUCUUUCCCUCUGACAGUGCAAAUAUGGCGGAAGAUGGAGAGUCAUUGGAGUCUUGGCUCAACAAAGCCACAAAUCCUUCCAACAGACAGGAAGACUGGGAGUAUAUUAUGGGAUUCUGUGAUCAAAUCAAUAAGGAGCUUGAAGGUCCACAAAUAUCAGUCAGACUAUUGGCUCACAAGAUUCAGUCCCCUCAAGAAUGGGAGGCACUGCAAGCAUUAACGGUUCUUGAGGCUUGUAUGAAGAACUGCGGUCGAAGAUUUCAUAAUGAAGUUGGGAAAUUUAAAUUUUUAAAUGAGUUAAUUAAGGUGGUUUCACCCAAAUACCUUGGAGACAAAGUGUCUGAAGAAGUGAAGAAGAAAGUGAUAGAGAUGUUGUAUACUUGGACAGUGUCUCUACCAGAUGAAGCAAAAAUCUGUGAAGCGUAUCAGAUGCUGAAGUCACAAGGUAUUGUUUUAGUUGACCCAGAAAUCUCUCUUGAUGCCACUUUAAUACCACCGCCUUCUCCUCGACCUAAGAAUCCUGUAUUUGAUGAUGAGAAAAAGAGCAAGAGAUUAGCAGAACUCCUGAAGAGCAAAAAGCCAGAAGAUCUGCAAGAAGCCAAUCGUCUCAUCAAGAACAUGGUCAAGGAGGAUGAGGUGAGAAUGCUGAAAACAGCAAAGCAGCAAAGCACACUGGAAGCUGUCAACAACAGCGUCAAACUCCUGAAUGAGAUGCUGGCUCACUUCAGCCCAGACGACUCCACAGAGGGAGAUAAGGAGCUUAUUAAGGACUUGUACAAUGAUUGUGACAAGCUCAGGCAAACAGUGUUCAAGCUGGCUACUGAAACUGAGGAUGAUGACAGCGGCUUGGGAGACAUCUUGCAGGCCAGUGAUGAUCUCUCUCAUGUUAUUAAUUCCUAUAAGAAGAUUGUGGAAGGGCACACUGUCAACGGAGACACCGAAGUUACACAAGAAACACAAAUCUCAGUCAAACAAGGUACUGCAAGCUCAAACCAGUCAGAAAUUCUCAUUGACCUGGCAGGCCUUGACAUCCAGAGCCCCUCUCAGCCCAAACCGAAACCUCAGUCAUCUCUGCCUUUACCGGCUGACCUACUUUGUGGAUCGGGAGCAGCUAACCCUCAGCGUGAGAGUUUUGGCAGGUCCUCUGCAGCACUGUCUUUACUGGAUGAAGAGCUGCUUUCUUUAGGCUUCAAUGAACCUGGUCUGAGUGAAUCAACACAUGGAAAACAGACUGAUUUUUCAUCUUUGCAGGGUUCGGGUCAGCAGUUGGAUCUGUUUGACACCAGUUUGCCUACACUCCCUGCACUCUCAACACCAUCACUCUUUCUAGAUGCUCUCUCCACAACUACAACAAUAAUAACCGUGGCAAGUCCCACCAAAACUUCAACAACCCCGUCUGUUUUAAGCGUCCCUGGCUCGGUCUUUUCCACACAUCCGUUUUCUGCCUCACUUGAUUCAGCAACAUCAGUCUCCUUCCCACAACCUCUCAGUUCAUCACUGAUCAAGAUGCCCCCAGUUGCUCCUUCUGAGUCAUUCAGCUUGACCCCAGCUGCUGCUUCAGUAACCUCGCAGCAGAUCUCUGCUUCAUCUGGAGACAUCCAGUCAUCAUCAUCUUCUCUCAGCCACAGUUUACAAGACCUUGCCAUGCUGGAUCUCAGCAGUAAUAAUGAUGGUGGUACCUUCACCUUAUCCACAUCACUGACCCCAGCAGGGAACCAAGGAUUGUCUGCUCCUUCAACUACCAAAAGUCACAUAGAUGACAGCCCUUUGUUACGCUCUCUGUCCCCAAUUCCCCUCCUGAACCAAGUCAGUCCAGGCAAGGGACAGGAGGUGUCCCUGGCUAAUAUAUUUGUCCCUUUGGAGGCCAUUAAGCCAAGUAAAGUCUGUCCUGUGACAGCGUAUGACAAAAAUGGCGUUCGUGUUCUGCUGCAUUUCGCUAGCGACUGUCCACCAGGAAGGCCCGACGUACUGGUGAUGGUGGCAUCCAUGCUCAACACGGCCCCACAGCACGUCAGAAACAUUGUUUUACAAGCAGCUGUGCCCAAGACGAUGAAAGUGAAGCUGCAGCCGCCCUCCGGGACAGAGCUGGCUCCUUUUAAUCCGAUUCUUCCCCCUGCUGCCAUCACUCAGGUCAUGCUGCUGGCCAAUCCUCUAAAGGAAAAGGUUCGGAUAAGAUACAAGCUGGUUUUCACACUGGGAGAGCAACCAUUCACAGAAGUGGGGGAGGUGAAUGAGUUUCCACCUGCAGAUAGAUGGGGCGCUCUUUAGUCAUCUUCUCUACCUCCUCUUCAAGACUUCUUCAGCCGUGUAGUUUGCCACUACACAACAUAGGUCAAAACAAAGAAUUUUAUGUUUAUUAAGAAUUAAAAUGGACCUCACGGAGUUUGAGACAGCCCUCUGCAGUAGACAUCCAUCUUUAAUCAGCAAGAUACUGCAACCUUACAUGAAGUAGUUGAACAUGCACCAUGACUGUUGAAAUUGAGUAUUUGCUAAGUUAUUAAGUUGCUGUUAUUACCAUCCAUUGGUUCUCAUAUUUCCUCAUUUUUCAGUUAUAUGAGAGCCUAUUGAAGAGCAUUACCUUGCAGUCUUAAAUAAAGCAAAAACACAUAUUUAAAGAAUUUGACACCAUGGACAUAUUGUAUGUACAUGAAUUACAUCCUGACUUUUACAUUAAUAACUUAUGAUAUAUAUAAAAAAAUUAUAUACACAAAUAUUUUCUUGAAGCAGAAAAAGGUUCCCGUUAUUAGAUGAGAGCACUCAUAUGUGGGUUCGUUACAGCUGGUUGAUCUCAUCAACACUGACUCAACGUUAAUUUAGAAUAUUCCUGCAUAUUAUUUUAAAUCUUGUUUUAAACUAUCUUACUUUGUGCUGUGUUCAAGGUUUUUGUAUUGUUUUGAAUGCAUUAUUUAUUUUGACUUGUAAAGUAUUAGCUUUGUUAAUAUUCUUUAAAGGAUUGCAUUCAAAUGCUGUAUUCCUUCUGCACACUCUUAUCAUUUGAUCAAAUAGUUUAAUAAGUUGGUAGUGUCUUGUGUUUUAAUAGGCUUAAAUACCAGGCAUUCAGACUACUUACAUGUUACAUUAAGCAACCUAUAUGGAGGACCAAAAAUGCCAAAGAAAGUUAAGUAAAGAAACAAAGAAAUUAGAGUGAUUUAAAAUUUCUACAUUCAUUUAUUGUUUUACAUCAAUUUGUGAUAUAUGCUGUUAUCUUUCUGGAUUUUGUUGCUGUUGUAAUAAAGUGUCUCCUUCAUAGUUCUAGAUUACUAUUAGUCCCUUAUAAAAAAGAAGCUUCUCAUGCAUGAACAAUCCUUCUUAGAACAAAGUUAGAAACAAAGAAAAGCAGGAGCCUCAGUUUUAUCCAGAGAACACCUUCCAGAGCUUUAAAGCUAAACCGUCCAUGUAAAAGAGCCAAACUGGGUCCAUUUCUGCUGCAGAAUCCCAACCUUAUUUCUGCAUCACUUUCUGAAACUAUGCAGGCGUUGAGUGCAUGAAUCGCAUGUUUAAAAAAAUAACGCAGUUAAAAAGACAGGUCGUGGCAGUUUCCGCCAUCAGUGUCAAUGUGUGUGUGUGUGUGAAUGUAAAGCGCUUUGGGUAUCAUUUCAGAUACAGUAAAGCGCUAUAUAAAUACAGACCAUUUACCAUUAAUGUGUUAACUUUGACAGCCCUAAUCAAAAUACAUGAAUUAAUGUGGAAAUGAAUAAUAAAUAUGGAUGCAUUUAGAAAUGGAUAUCUAGAAAAAUUGAUAAAUUUAGAGUUAUUAAAUCAAAAAUAUAGACUUGUGUAUUCAUUUAUUUGAUUAUACAUUUUGUUUCUUUUUCUGGCAUUCUUUGUCUUCCAUAUUCCAGCGGUGCAUUCUGACAAAUUUCAUGUCUAAAUAGGAUUUAUUUUUAGAAUUUCCUUGUGGACAAAACAGCCACCCUGUAGAAGAUACAGUAUCCUAGAAGAUAAUAAAUGGGAACAAGUGACUGCAUAUUUAGGUGGAUGUACUUAAAGAAGACCUGACCUGCUGACGGUUGAAGCUCUGAAGAGGAAAAGGUUGUAAUUUUUUCCACUCUAGAUAUAUACUGUACAUUUGUCCUGCUCCUGCUACUGUUGGUAAAGAAAGUGAGCUAAAGGGGUAGAUCUUUUUUUUUU